Messenger RNA from Xyrichtys novacula (pearly razorfish), 14121 nucleotides. Lineage: Eukaryota; Metazoa; Chordata; Actinopteri; Labriformes; Labridae. The record is from the annotation of a GenBank genome assembly.
GUGUGUGUGUGUGUGUGUGUGUGUGUGUGUGUGUGUGUGUGUGUGUGUGUGUGUGUGUGUGUGUGAGAGACAGUGAAAGAGAGAGAGAGAGAGAGAAAAGAGUUAGGCCCUCUGAAAAAAAUAUGUGCACAAGCUCAUGUGUGUCUGGGUUUAACUUUAAAAGACGGUGUCAUCUGCCUGGCUAGCAUUCUAGUGGGAGCAACCAUGGCAAGAACUGUGGUGCAAGUCACUCUCUUUGGCCUGCUGCUGGCUUUGGUUACUACGCUGCCAAACAAGGUAAGGCAUACUGCACAGAAAACUAAAUCUAUUGAAUGUGUGAAUUCAAACUUUCAGUGGCUUGGACUUGAUUUUUUUUUCUUUUCUGAAUCUUAUAUCUUUCUGAAAAUUGCAACACAAUGACCUUUGCCUCUGAUAAACAUUCAAAGCUUAGGUUGAGGGACCUGCAGGUUCUGCACCUUUGGUGUUGCUUAAAGUUUUAACACAAUUCGAGUUCCUUUAAGUGACAAAAAUAACUAAACUUUACAGCUACGAUUCCUUUAGGGGACACAAAGCUGGGACUCACGAUGUUUACAAUGAAGUUAAAGGAAAAAAGAGUUUGCACUGUGAAAUGAUAUUAAAAAGAGCGAGGGGUGUUUCUGCAGUUAGACCAAUGACAUUUCACCGAUGCCUCCCACCUUUUUUUUUUUUUUUUUUACAUCACUAUCUGGUCUUUGGCUUGUUGGUCACCGGCCAGAGACCCCAGCCAAGUCGUUUUAAUGAGAAAUUCUCCUUUUGUAUUUGCUCAGGAUGACUGGGACAUUUACAGCUUUCACAUCAACUCAACCGUGAGCAACCGUUAUGCCACCACCGUCAUCACAAGUCGUGUGGCCAACCGAAUGGAUGAGUCGAAGGAAAUAGAAUUUCAAGUUCGGAUUCCCAAGAAUGCGUUCAUCAGUAAAUUCAGAAUGUGUGUAAAGCUGAAAAAAUACAUGAGUAUUUAUGGAAAACAUAGUAAAAAUGAAUGAUAGGUCACUGAUAACUUAUAUGUAUCAAAGUCUUGCCAUUUGUCUCCAGGUUUAUAGAUGGCGUGGCAUAUGAUGGGAUUGUGAAAGCUAAGGAAGCAGCUAAGCAGCAGUAUCAGGAUGCUGUGUCUCGUGGCCAGAGUGCUGGGAUUGUAAGGUACAUGAGUCAAUGGAUGGUGGCAAAAAAUAAAGACUUUCCCUACAACUGUUAUAAGAGAAUUAAAAAAAAUCUUGAUGUGAGGAACUCCUAAAUAACCAGUAGUCGAGUUGUGAAAAAAAAUUAGGGGGGAUGGUGAAUUUUACUUUUUGGGACAGAUAUUUUCUUUUGAUGACAGUGCACAUGGCGGGAAACCAACUGUGUACCCAUUUUAUUGUUACUAAAGCACAAAGAUAAUUAUUAUAUUACAUAAUCCCUCAGAUUGAGCUGUCCAUGUCGCUUGGCCAUGAUACUGAAAUCGCAACCACAUAACCAGCGCUGCUCACUGACGUCAUCUUUUCUUUUAAAAAGAAAAAAAAAUAGUGUUAUUUUCACUUGUGCCGCCUCACCCAGAGUAUUUAGCCAAAUAUGUGCCAAGCCCCCUGUCACAGGGUUCUUGCUCAAUCAAUAAAAAUAUAGUGGAAAAACACAGGCGUAAGGGAAAACAAAGUGAUGGUGAUAGGAUUUGUUUACAGUCGGCCUUCCAAGGUGCAGUGCAUAAAUAUUUACAAAAGUGCAAAAAAAUGGUCGAAUAUUAUUUACAAAAUGUACAAGGCAAAAAAGAAAAGGAUUUCCACUAUAACUCAAGAUUCUCACUCAAGAGAAAAAAACAAACACAGCAGCACUACAAAAGUCAGUUUGGCAGUUACCUUCCAUACAACAAACUCCAGACUCACAGAAAGGCCUAGCCCCUCCCAGUGGGCGUUAAAACUCAUGUACUCACAUUUAAACCAUUUUUACCAUUUUUUACCUUCAGACGUUUUUCUGUAAGUAUUUGCCAUUUUAACUAAGUUUUUACACAAAUCAAUGGAGCAUUAAUCGUGGCAAAUAACAAGGGAAUUAAUUUUUCUUGCAUCAUGUGACGACUUUGACCCUCCAUACAAACUUUUUAAAACACGGAAAUCAUGCUCUCUGUUUCCUCAUUUGGAAACAUGAUCCGGCAUGAUGGCGUGAAUGGACAUCCGGCAAGUAAGUGAAAGGAUGAAUGUCUAUGUGAAUGUAUGUUAAAGUGAACUGAUAGAGCUCCAAGUGUGCACCCUUAGUUACCCUAUCCAACAGAGAAGAAGGAAAAGUAUAGCUGUUUGGUGGGUAGUUAGCGACGCUGGCGGGGAGGGAAAUGUUAGGUGUGUGUGUGGCUCCGUGCGCUAGUGAUGGGCACGGCAGUUCUUUUAGAUGUACUGAAUCUAUAGAAUCGGUUCACUAAAAAGAUUCGUUCAAAAGAUUCGUACACUAAAUCACCAACUCAUGUAGCGCAAUGAUAGGAUGCGGCUAGUUUAAUGCACUACUUGUUACAUGCUGUGUCCUAUUGUAUUGUGUAACUGGCAAUGUUGUUUCUCACUUCAGUUGAGCUCAAGUGAGAAGCGAACGAAUCACUCGAGGAUGUGAUUCGGUCCAGUACUUUCACUUAAAACAUUCGGUUCUUUUGAACGAAUCGUUCGCGAACGACACAACACCACCAUGCGCUGCCCGCAGUAGAGAGGACGCAGCUCCGUCACACCCGCUAAACUUAGAAAUUGCUGUAAUAUUCCUAAUGUUAAAAUAUUUGUCAUAUUUCCACAUUCAUUGACAAAAAUGGCUCAAAGGAUGGAUCGUUUUGACCGUUUUGGAAGGGGAUAGUUUUGAUCAUUUUCAUUUCAGGGGGAUGCCACACUCGACUACUGUAAAUAACUUCUGGCGAGGGGUCUUAAAUAUUCAUAAUUUCAUUUGUUACAAGCCAACAUGAGGUUGGGAACCACUGCUUUGGUACCAUGUUUAUCAUUUCUCUUGAAGUUCUGUAGGGAGGACUCUUGAGGAGUUCAAGACUUCUGUGAAUGUGGCUGCUCACAAAAAGGUCACCUUUGAACUCACAUAUGAGGAGCUGCUCAAACGUAGACUGGGCAAGUAUGAGCUGACCAUCCAUGCCAGACCCAUGCAGCCUGUCAAAGACUUCAAGGUGUGUGACUCUUAAGUUGGUAUCUUGUAUCGAUGAACCAUGAAAACAGUGCAGGGGUUAUGAAAACUCCCAUGCUUCUAACCUCUCUCUGUUUCAUCCAUGUCUCAAUGCCAGGUUGACGUGAACAUCAAUGAGAAAGCUGGGAUCAACUUCAUGGAGGUCAAAGGAGGACUCAACACCAACGCCUUGGCUAAUGCCGUCACAAAAACGUUUGCAAACACAGAGGUACAGCACGGUACUUUGCAGCAGGUUAAAAACUUCACUAAACUUCACUGAGUCAUGAUGGAGAGCCGUUUCACUUUCUACUAAUCUUUUGGCAUUAUUUCGAUAUAACAGGGGUCCAUCGAAAUGCAUUUUUGCAACAUUUCUAGAUUAACUCAACUUAAUGUUUUAACUGCUGGUUCAUUCAGAGUAUUCUAAACUUUGAUUUUCUGUUUACAGGCCUGGGUGUAUUUCUAUCCAACAGUGGACCAACAAAAACUAUGUGACAGCUGUGGAGAGCACGGUAUGAAUGGAGAUCUGGUUAUUGUUUAUGACAUUAACAGGGACGCUGCAUUUGGGAACAUUAAGGUACACCAGUCAUUUAAUUCUGUAGAGUUUGACUGUCAAUGAUGUUUAAGAAACUAUUUAGAUUCGAGCUGCAAGAGUUCGAGAACAACAUGCAGCAGUUUCAUACCAAUAUCUUUGCUAACGUCUUGAAACUUUCACUUCUUCUUCUCUUAGAAAUCACCAGGGUACUUCGUUCAUCACUUUGCUCCAUCUAAUCUUCCCCGCAUACCAAAAAAUGUUGUCUUCAUCAUUGAUCAAAGCGGCUCAAUGCAUGGCAGAAAAAUGCUCCAGGUACAGUGUAUUUAAAGUAAAGGUUUGUUACAAAAGAGCACUGUAGUACUGGAGGCUAUUGGUUUAAGCAUGUGAUGUUUAAGACUCUAUUAUAUGUCUGUGGUGCAGAUUUAAGAGCACACAUCAACGAAGAAUGACAAACUAUCAUGUAUUAUUAUUAUCAGUACUGACAUGUGAUUCAUGUUUUUUAACCAGACCCGAAUUGCAUUGAUUCAUAUCUUGAAUGACCUGGCCAAAGAGGACUUUUUCGGAGUGAUCACUUUUGAUAGCAGCAUCUUUCACUGGAAACGAGAACUUGUUCAGGCUAAUGAGGAAAAUCUGGCCAGUGCCAAGACUUUUGCACAGCGUAUUCAAGAUAGAGGAUGUGAGUAUAUAUUUGAUAUGAGUAUAUAUAUAUAUAUAUAUAUAUAUAUAUAUAUAUAUGUAUAUAUAUAUAUAUUUAUAUUUAUAUUUAUUUAUAUUUAUUUAAAAUUAUAUUUAUUUAUUUAUUUAUUUAUUUAUUUAUUUAUUUAUUUAUAUAUUCAUUUAUUCAUAUUUAUAUAUGUAUUUAUUUAUUUAUUUAUAUUUAUAUUUAUAUAUAUAUAUUUUGGCUUAUGUAUUUCAGCCACAGACAUUAACCUUGCAGUAUUAGAAGGAACACGCAUGCUGAAGGCACAUCCAAGAGAAGAUUCAGCUUCAAUCCUCAUACUUCUCACAGAUGGAGACCCAACUUCAGGUAUGACAAGAGACCUGUAUGCACUCAGACAUGUAUACAUAUGGUUUCAGAAAUCAAUACAUAGGGCCUGAACAAUGAGGUUUAACAUUUCUAAUUUGUGAACACUUCCCUCUGUCUGCUGAAUAAACUCCAAACGUGCAUUUGUCUGUUUCACUCUGCAACUUUCCAUUUACUGUUGAAUCUAUCUUCUCUCUGCAGGGGUGACUAAUCUCGAACAAAUUCAGUCAAAUGUAAGAGAGGCCAUUGCAGGUAAAUUCCCUCUCUACUGCCUCGGUUUUGGUUUUGAUGUCAAUUUUGAGUUCCUUGAGAAGAUGUCACUGCAGAACAAUGGUGCGGCACGACGCAUUUAUGAGGACUCUGAUGCUGAUUUACAGCUGAAGGUAUAACCUAUUACUGCCACUUCCCUCACGGUACUAACGCUUUAAAUAUGGUGAAGUGAAUAUUCAGCCUAAGUCAAAAUUUUGUGCCCACAGGGAUUCUAUGAAGAGGUGGCCACUCCUUUAUUGACAGAUGUGACAAUGAUUUACGAGGGUGGGUUCAAUGUCACCCAGACUAACUUCAGCCAGUAUUAUAAUGGCUCUGAGAUUGUUGUGGCUGGCCAGAUCACAGACAACGACAUUGAAACCUUCACUCCACAAGUUGUGGCUAUUUCUGUAAGGACACUCAACUCAACUUUAUACACAUAGCACCUUUCAGACAUACAAACAAUGCACCUCAGAGUGCUUCACACAAACACAUAGAUAGGAAAUGAAUGAAACUUGAAAGGAUGACAGAAAUAUGAGACCAGACAAAUAAAUGAAUAAACACAAAAUAAAUAGAUCAAGUAUAAUCAAAUAGCACAGAAUAAAAGGAAUAGUCUGAUUGGUGCAUUUAAAAGGGAAGCAGCCGACACUUCACUGGAGCAUAAAAUGACAGCAGACCUGUAACGAAUGGAGGAGCAAAGCCGUGCAAAGCUUUAAAAACAGUUAAAUAAAAAGGGAGUUAAAGUGAUCUGAAUGACUUGUGAUAAAAGCAUGAAUUGAAUUGAAUUGAAAUAAAAAAGGUCUGACUUUUGCAAUGUUACUAAACUGAUAAACACAAGUGCUUAUGACCUUGUUAAGAUGAGGUAUAAAAUUGAACUAAGAAUCUAAAAUCCCUCCCAAGUUUGUGACAUUUGAUUAGACUUGCCGGUGAAAACCUACCUAUUAAAAGAAUUUCUGUUUUAUCUUUAUUUAAUGUUAAAAAGUCCUUGCUCAUCUGUACAGUAAUGUCUAAAAGUCAGGCAGUGGGAGUUUGCAGUGCAUUUUGACUGAUAGUCUGGUGAAACGGAAAUACACAGUUGGCUGUCAUCUGCAUAAAUAAUAUUGCAUUAAUAUGCAUUAAUAAUAUUUGGGCGGCAGUAGCUCAGGAGGUAGAGCGGUCGUCCAAUAACCGGAAGGUUGGCGGUUCGAUUCCCCCCUAAUCCAAGUCUGUCCGUUGUGUCCUUGGGCAAGACACUUAACCCACCUUGCUCCCAGUGUGUGUCCUCCACUGGUGUAUGAUUGUGAGUGUUGUGUGGUGGUGGUCGGAGAGGCCGUAGGCGCAGAAUGGCAGCCACGUUUCCACCACCACCAAAGUGUGACUGUGUGAGCGAAUGAAUGAUGUAUCCAAUGUAAAGCGCUUUGAGGGUCUCUGAUAAAGCGCUAUAUGAAAUCUGAUGCAUUAUUAUUAUUAUUAUUAUUAUUAUUAAAGGGAUAUUCUGGCGUCAAAUUCAUUUAAGAUCAAACACACCAUAACACCGAGUUAGACACCCUCAUCGAGAGAUGAAUGUUGCCGAUUGAGUGCUUCUUUUAGUAAUGACUGCAGGAUAGCAAUAAAGAGAGCCAUGGGCUCAACCAAACACCACUCUAUAGCCACAAAUAAUGUUCAGAACAGCACCUAACUUCAUCAACAGUACAUAUAGGGUCCUAGCCAUAGCACUAGCCACCAAACAUCUUUUUAACUUUGCCUGAUUUCUUUAGCAAAGAGACUAAAUACAACUCACCUACUCUCUUCCAGCAGCCGUUUGUUUGUAGCAAGACCUCAGGCCAGUCCAUUACAGACUGCUGCGGGGUGUGGCAGCUCAAGGAAGAACAUUUAUGAUAACACAUAAAUAAAUAAAUCAUAAAUGUUCUUCCUUGAGCUGCGUCACCCUGCAGCAGUCCGUAAUGGACUGGCCUGGAGGUCUCGCUACAAAUAAGUGGCUGCUGGAAGAGAGUAGGUGAGUUGUGUUUAGUCUCUUUGCUAAAGAAAUUAGGCAAAGUUAAAAAGCUGUUUGGUGGCUAGUACUCUGGCUAGGACCCUAUAUGUACUGUUGAUGAAGUUAGGUGCUGUUCUGAGCAUUAUUUGUGGCGUUUUGGUUGAGGUUUGUUUAUGGCUCCUCAGACCGCUGUGUAUUGCUAUCGUGCGGUCGUUACUAAAGUUGGUAAAACUAGAGAAGCAAGCAGUCAGCAACAUUCAUCUGUCGAGGGGGUGUCUAACUCGGUGUUGCAGUUUGUUUGACCCUAAAUUAAUUUUAUGCCGGAAUAUCCCUUUAACAUGAUCAUUAGCUGUAAUUUUCCAAGUGGAAGCAUAUUUGGUAAAAUAGGCCCAUGAGGUCCUCUUUAAGGAACUCCAUAAUUUAAACCAUGUGUCUCUCACCAAGUGUGAACUGCUUAAAGUUAUGCCAACGAUUCACAAGCACUGACAUCUGAAACUAUUUGCACUAACGCAGAAAAACACAAGGCUGGUGUUCACAGAAUCAAACGGGACGGUAGAGACGACUGGAAUGGUGCCCGACAGUCAAAUCCAGAGAGUUUGGGCCUACCUCACUGUCAAACAGCUUCUGGAGAAAGAGUGAGUGAAAUGUCCUACAUCUUUCCUCUGUAUCUACAUAUCAAGUCCUUUUUUUAAUUAAAGGCAGCGAUUUUAUACUUGUUACUGAUCAACAUUGUAAACAUUUGAUUGUAAACUCUGUUGUCCAUAUAUUGGGAUGGAAAUUUAAGCUUUGAAAGCUCUGAAUCUGGUCCUAGAAUUUUAACACAAGCAAAGCGUGAAGCACAACUUCACUUUGUAACUUUUACUUUGUAAACAAUUAAUAAGUGGUUUAUAAUCCACCUAUAAACAUGACUUAGAUGGUUAUUGUAAAGUUAGGGUUAGGUUUUUAAAUUUGUAAAAUUUACAAUUUAUCAAUGGUCUAAAUGCUAUUUAUAAAUGAUGAUUAAACAUUAAUAAACUAUCUGCUUACCAUUUAUAAAUGGUCUAUUUACCAUUUAUAAGUUAUGGUUAUUGUAAAGUGUUACCAAAACCCUUGUUAUUGCCAUCAUCUUCUGAGAUUAUGCCUCUCUGAAGACUUUCAUCCUGCUCUACCUCAGGAGUCAGUCUUUCAGUCUGUGUGGCAAUUUGCACCAAAUAGCUGUCUGUAAAAAGACAACGGGGCACAAAACCUUAAAAGUAUACAAUAACAACGAACAAACAAAACCACCUCAAAUCAUGAGAUGACCUCCGUUUUAAGGAAAAACGACGAAAGUAGUUUUCGUCUUUGUAAUCGUCUUUGAAAAGUUGCAAGCUCUGUGUUUUAGAACAAACCUUGUAGUCCCAUUUUCUUCCCCUUCUUUACCAUCUUAUGUUUUAGAAAAUUUACAUAACUUGUUGCUCAGACUGCAGUUAUCUGGACCUGAGAAGGACAAUGCAAAGAAAGAGGCCUUGGAGCUCUCGCUGAAGUAUAGCUUUGUGACCCCGCUCACAUCCAUGGUAGUGACCAAGCCCCCAGGAGAGGGAACCGAUGUCCUCCAUAAACCCAAGGAAGGUGAAACAAUACCGGACUUACAGGCUCAGGCAGGAUAUCCCUCAUCCAUGACCCCACAAUUCGGAGGAUCCAGUGGUGGUUCAUAUCUUAAUAGGGGUGGAGGACUUGGAGGUGGGUUUUGGCAUGGAGUUGCAGGCGCUGUUGGAGGAGUUGGUGGUGGAGGUGGAGGUGGAGGUGGAGGCGGAGGCGGAGGCUGGGUUGCUGCAGGUUAGUAACAGAAAUGUGGACGACGUUAAAAAGAAAAAGAAAAGAAAAGAAAUAUCAGUAAUGAUUUUUAAAAUUAUUAUUCCUUUUAGGGCUGCUACCACCAGGUAAGACGUUUUAUGAGUACUGUAUGAAAAUAUUUUACUUUUUCAUUAACUUUUUUUGUUGUGAAAUACUUGAAAUCAAAAAGAUACUUAGGAUUCUAAUAUUGUUCUCAAUUUUGGCCGAUAAUUAGGUCUAAUGUUCCAUAAGCAGGUAGAUGGCUGAUGGAUAAGUGGUAGGCUUCAAUACUGAUACAGAGACACAAUGCACAUCUCUGUAUCAUUACCUGUAUCUUAAUAUGGGGGCUCCACCUCAUGGCCCUCAUUGUGAGAUGUGGAGCCCAAAACUGUCUUGAUGGGUGGAACCAGCAGCUCUAGAUAAAGAAGCCAAACAGUUCAUUUGAUAAUAAAGAUUAAGCAGAAUUCAAAAUUAAAAUUUGAGGGUCAGUGCAAAGUGAGGGGGACAAACUUAGCAAAAGUAGGUUAAUUAUAAAUUUUGUAAUGAAUGCAUGGUGAGCUAGCUCUAAAGUCUGGUUGAAAAUCUCCCACAGUAAAAAAAUCUUUUGCAGGAUUUAAAUUGUAUGUCCUCUCGCAUAUUUAAGACAGAAUAAUAAUAGUGUUACUUAUGUCAAAGGAAACUCAUUUAAUUUAAAUACUCCCAAGACUAUGUUUCUUGUAAAUGUAUUUAACUCAAAUAACUGACCUCAACCAUUCAAGUUAUAAGGUGCAAAAUCUACCAAUGGGAUAUCAUUAACGUCAGUCAAUAUUUCCUCUAUGUUAGUACAGUAGGUUUUAUCCAAUGGGAAUCCAUGUGAGCUAUGUGAUGUCUAACUGGAAGGAUGUUGUUUGCCCCCUUUAAUAUCUGACUUUUAAAAAUCUGUAUCUUACCUUAUAGCCAUGUAGUGAAAUCCUUAUACUUAACAAAUCAUUGAUUCUACCUCGUUUUAUAGUUCAAACAAUUACAAAAAUACACAGCUGGCCUCAACUAUGGUGGUUUCCUGACAUUUGUGAAAUCAAACUUGUAGUUUAGAGGAAGAUUUCUGAGUAUCACAAAAUGUUAUGUGUUAUCUAUUUUCUUUUUGAUGGGUAUAAAUCACCUCUGUAAUACCACCAGGAUCAAAAGAGUGACUUAAAAUGAAAAAAGUUUAAAAAAAAAAAGGCUACUGGUUCAUAGCAUUUUCAGAUAUCUUAUUUAGUAUGAAUUAUUAAGAAUAGUUAUUUUAGAUUUAGUAAAGUGUAAGCAAAUUCAUGCUGAUCAUUGAAUUUAUCUACAAGAAGGAUUAAUUUCUAAAAUUUUCCACCUCUUUUCCAGCUACAGACUAUGACGUUGCUUAUGACGCCUUUAUGGGGCCUCCAGGUAAUUUUCUGUUUUCCUAUCUUUGAUAAUAUGUCACUAAAUGCAUCUAAUGAACUGUAAAGUACUCUAAAAAGGCUGGUGAUGCCUCUGUAUCUAUUCCUGUAGUAAAACAAUACAAAAGUUUUGCAGUAUGUUACAUCAGUCCCACCAGUCAAGGAUCUGUUAACAGAAAUGUUGGUAUAAAAUAGCAUGAAAAAACAACUUCAACCCCGCCACCCCUCAAAAACAAAAUAAAUAAAUAAAAGCGAUCUGCAUGUAAAAUCACAACGGAAUGAAAACCUCCUUGGAAUCUUCUCCCCUUUAUCAUAUGAAACAAUUUCGCUAAUUUUCUGUUCACAGAAAUGUUGGAUUAUUCGGACAGCGUUGAUUCUGUCGAUAUAAUUGCUGCUACACAUGGUCCAUCGUUGUUUACCACCGUGACCAUGGAACCAACUUUAGGUAGAGUAUCUCAUACAUGUAAUUUACAUGACUAAUAAAAUCUAACCAUGGUCUUUUUUGAGUCAGGGUGAAAUGCACAAUUGAACCACAUUAAUAUAGAGCGUCAUUAUUUUAUCAAUAGCAGGCAGAAAUAUUCAAUGAUGGGAAAAUUACUAGCAAAAUGUAGGGAGCUGAGCUUAAUCAUAGUAUUAAAGGGAUAUCCCAGCGUAAAAUUAAGUUAGGGUCAAACACACAGUGACACCGAGUUAGACACCUCAUCGAGAGAUGAAUGUUGCAGACCGCUUGCUUUUCUAGUUAGACUUUAGUCAGUCAAUGGACUCGCCUGGGGGUCUCUGUACAAACAAGCGGCUGCUAGAGGAGAGUAGGUGAGUUGUGUAUGUAGAGUCCAGGGACAAGCUGUCGGAGGGGAGCGGGUCUCUACAAUCUGAAGGUGUGGGCUUGGUUGUGAAGCAUGCUGGGGUUUCUGUUUUCUGAGAUAAUUAUUCAGUUUAUAUGCUCUCUCAUCCUAAUUCUUCUCCGUUGGCAUUAUUCAGCAUUUUCCACUGAACACAUGGUUGGAUUUGGUUUUGGUCCAAUUUGCAAAAUCUUGGUUGGCAAGUGUAUUCUUGGGUUCUUCAACAGAAUCCAGAAUUUGAUGGCAGGUUACUCCAGUUUAUCCUGUGCAUGUUUUACUAUUUAUUCUGCUCUGUUGGGCGGCUGGGCCAAUAAAAUUGGAUAUGUGGUUUACACAUACAUCUCCGUAAUGCAUGGAGAUGUGUGGGAAUAAAGGCACUGGUCUCCAUUAUGCCUUGUGAAAUUACAUGAGUUGGUAACACUUUACAAUAACCAUAACUUAUAAAUAGAUAGUUAAUUAAUGUGUAGCCAUCACUUAUAAAUAGCAUAUUGACCAUUAAUAAAUUGUAAAUUUUACAAUUUUAAAAACCUGACCCUAACUUUACAAUAACCAUCCAAGUAAUGUUUAUAGGUGGUUUAUAAACCACUUAUUAAUCAUUUACAAAGUGCUACUGGCACAUUUUAAUCUAGAUGUUUUACAACCGACAUUUAAACCCUGUAUAAACCUUCAAUAAAUAGUCCAUUAAUAAUUAUGAAAUGUAUUAUUCUUAAUGGUAAAGUAACUAUUAACUUACAUUAAUAAACUAUCUAUUUGCCAUUUAUAAUUGGUCUAUAUCCUGUUUUUAAAUUAUGAUUAAACAUUAAUAAACCUUGUAUUUACCAUUUAUAAAUUAUGAUUAUUCUUAAGUGUUACCCAUGAGUUUUUGAGAUUACUUUGAGUGAAAGAACCAAGGCCCCUGAAAUUAAGACACUCCUGCCAGAGGUAGAAAAAUGCACAACCAUCGUUUUUUAAAUUUUAACAUGCCUGGUUUAUGAAACAGAUGUCCCCAGUUUUCAUUUCAGAUAUCUGGUCUGUUAUUGAGAUGUUUUUUUCUGUGACAAUUAAAAUAAAUAAAAAACAUAAUGAAACAUCAUAUUCCUAGAACCUUAUUUGUUUGAGGACAUGAUAGUGCAUUUGUUUUCUUUUUUCAUGUCAAUGUCACACGAGCAGUACAUUUCUUGGAGCUUACACCUCAAAAGAUGUUCAUGCUUUCUGAUCACAACCAGAGGAAAAUUCAUGUUUGUAUGGUUAUUACCAAUUGAGGUAGAAGUCCGUUUUUGGCCGCAGAAGUGUCUCUCUUCAGUUCAAAUGCAUGCACUUUGACUCUGCUGCCCUCUGUAUCUUUGUGUGUCUUAGGACCUCCUAUUACCCCUCGAGGAGGAAGUUCUACGCAUAUGCAUACAGUUUCUCAUCAUGUCCCUGUACGUCCUCCUAAACGCCAUCACCAUCGAAUUAUCCUCCCUGCACCACCAGUCUUAAGUUUGACUCCAGUGGCCCGUGCACCACCAGUCUUAAGUUUGGCUCCAGUAGUCCCUGCAGCACUUCCACAAUACCCCCACACAUUCUUGCUUAAAACAGCAGACCUGUCUCCUCCAUUGUGCUAUGGUAUCUUUGAAAGUGUCCGCCUCCAGCUUCUUCACCAUCCCAACAGAGGUCAGUAAUGUUUUUUCUGUCUGUUAUCAUCAUUAACUCCCAAAAACAGUAAAAAUUCAGAUUUUCCUCCUCCUCCUCAGUUUAAAGCUAUACUGUACUUUGUUUUAUACUUCUUCAAACUAUUGUACUCAACAGUAUAAGCUGUACUUUGAUUACUGUGAAGAAAGUUGACAGAGUGAUCCAUAAUCCAACACAAAGUGAAUUUCUUUUUCACUCUCAAAAUCACUUGCUAAAUCUAUCUUUGGAGAAUUAAUUUUUAGCAAAAGCGGUCAAUCUCUGAAUUGACCCUGGCCAGGUAGUAGUGUUACUCAUCUGGCCUUGCUCAUGAUUAUAAAUCUCAGUCUGCUUAUCGAAGCAGCUUUAAAUCAAACAUGAGUGCCAUCACUGCUUGUAUUAAGUUUUAUGAUGAGUCUCAUUGUGUUUCUGUUUGGCUUUAGGGCUGUCUGUGAACGGUGAGCUUAGCUCAGUGUCACAUGGAGGCUUUAAAAGGAUCGUCAUUCGCACAGCUCAGCAAAACUUUGAGGUUGACCCCCGAGAAAUCACAGUGCAAGAUGGGCAGACUGUGUCCGUCCACGCUCAACAGGAUGAACACAUUAUCGGUCAAAAGUGAGUUUGCAUUGUUAUGGAGGGAAAACAGAUUCCCUGACAUGCAGAGCUGAUUCAGGAUCAUUGCCUCUGUGUGCAUAGUCAAGUUUUCAUGUCUGGCCCGAAUCAAUGUGUCUACAUGAUGAAAACAGUGGCCUUACCAGUUGGUUCAAUAAGUGUGAACAUGAAGCCUCAAGUUUGCCAUGUUCUGGCCACAAUGAUGGUUUCCUUUGAGAUGAUGAAAUGUUGGUACUAGACCUUUGAAAGUGUUUUCUUUGCUAGUGUUACAGUGAUCAGGCGGAGCAAACAAAUCGACAUUAUAGGAGAAGACACUCGCAUCAUUAUCCUGAUUCACGAUAAGAACAACCAUCUGUUCCUCUGGCCUGUUCUGGCACAAAAGCCGGCUGACACCAACAUUAAAGGGAUUUUAGGUAAGUGGAACUACUCACAUUAUUUAAUAAUUUGUACUACAAAUAUUAUUUCAGUGUUUUUCUUUUCUUACUUGUUUUUUUGUUUGUCCUGUUGGCGUUCAGCUCUAGAGCCAGCAGUUUAUGAGGAGGUGCAGAAAACUCCAACAACCAAACUCAGGAUCCAUAACAAGGACACCAACGCUUUUAGGUAUUGUAUUAGUAGUGAAAAAAAAUAGAUUUACAGGAUGAGGUUGCGCUCUCUAAAAACAUUUGAUUUUUGCACAAAUGUAAGAUCUUGUUGUUUUAUUUGCAGCUUCAGGACUGAGGACUACAGUUUCCCCUCUGCACCAACAGUGGAUUGCUGGAUUGUGCCCGCUGAGUCGGCCCUACAGAGGCCCAUAAAUGAGUUCAUGGUAGCACAACUUUAACUUGGAAAGUGUUAAAUCAUUUCAAGUGAUUUCAUUUAAAGUCUUUUAGAGUGGAAAAAUACUUUUCACCUCCUGAUGACGAAUCAAACCCACCCCAAGUCUUUGGUUGUAUUGUAUGAACUUAAACAAUAAACAUUCAUCGAAUGGACUUGUCCAGAAUAAA